This is a messenger RNA of Meira miltonrushii, 5011 nucleotides long. RefSeq names its product P-loop containing nucleoside triphosphate hydrolase protein. The record is from RefSeq and is a predicted model, not a curated record. Gene Ontology annotation, cellular component: intracellular anatomical structure. The transcript has a single exon. NCBI's taxonomy places the organism in Eukaryota, Fungi, Basidiomycota, Exobasidiomycetes, Exobasidiales, Brachybasidiaceae. The coding region runs from base 148 to 4725 and encodes 1525 amino acids. Gene Ontology annotation, molecular function: RNA binding; ATP binding.
UCUUCCUCUUCUUCUCUACUUUAAAUAAAAAUAGCCGAGAAUGUCAUGAAUCUUCUCAAACUGUUGAACUAAUUAGACAAACAAGAUGAACAAUAACUAGCAGAGGGGUCUUAUUCCCUUCAACAUCAACCUAUCUCAAUUCACAGAAUGGCAAAGAAGAAAAAGUCGGCUUUGAAGCCGGUCGCCAAUCGUGGAUUCGCUACUACCUCCACGCCAAGCAAGAAUACCACACAACAGCCGAGUAGCUCAUCAGAAUCGAAGAAUGUGGAAGACAAUGGUGGAAAUGGUAUAGGAAAGACAAAUCAGAAGGACAGCAAUGCAAUUGACGAAACAGGAAGCGAUGCAGUAGGGUGGAAUGCUAUUGAAAAUGAGACAUUAUCUGUCGAGAAUAACAUAAAACCCGAGUUUGAUGCAGCAAAAGAAGAAGAACAAGCACUACAAAAUGUUGUUGAACGUUUACGUGACCGAGUGGAAAAGGACGUCGCCCGAUUCUGGAAAACGAUUGAAUUUGAUCGCCGAUUCUCAAAGCAGUUGCCCAUCUUUGAAAUGGAUCCGCAAUUAAGAGAUGAUAUUCUAGACUCAUUUGCAAAAGGGAAUGAGAAAGAGGAAGCAGCGGCUAUAGCACAGGAACCGGAGCAAGAUGAUGAUAUCUCAUCCUUACUUGCUCAUGUACGACCUUCUUCCGCUGCCAGUGAACUCCUACAGAAAGCUCUUGUCACACAUGCAUUGCUUUUGCGACUUGGCUUUACAGCAAAACAGGCAAUAGCUGCUUUGAGCGAAUGUCAAAGUGUCACUGAUAUCGAUGAAUGUGUUGCUUGUCUUGUUGGUGCAUUAUCGUUGGAAGAGCUUGAAGACGUUGAAAGAAGAUGUGAUGGGAAAAGCACACAAUCAUCUCGGACGAAGGAAAACGACAACUCUGAAGACGAAACAGACAAUACCGACACUCUAGCAAUUGAUGAUACUAGACCACCCUUUCAUCGCGGUUUCACUUUUGAACGAGCGCCAACGUCCGGUACCACAUCUAGAGCUGCAUACUCAGGAAGCAAUACACCAUUAGACACCCAAAGUGGCUCUCAUACACCCACCGUCUCAUCAGCAGAGGCGAAAGAAGCAAUCGAAGAUGCAAAGGUGUUCUGCAAUGCUGCAUUGAGAUCAUUGGACGAUCAAGAUCAGAUCGAUUCGCUCGAGAAACCUGAUUUGGCAUAUGCGCAAGCACGCCUUUUCAUCAUUCAAGCAGACAAGAAAUCAACACAAGUCGAAAAGCUGUGCAAAGGAGAAACAAGUCCUGAGCUCAAUGACGUUCGACGAAAAUGGCAAUCUGUAAAGGCAAAAGCACGUGUUACCAUAGAUGAUUGUCAAAUUAGUCCUAAUUGGCAUAAAGUUUCGGCGGACAAUGAAUUCCAGCGGCUCAGGAUGGACUGGGAAGCAGAGGAAGGCAAGAUUGAUGCAGCAAAGAAAGCAAAAGCAAAAGCUGAUGUUUUGAAUGCAAUGGAACAAAGCAACAUGCUCUCGUCGAACGGUGAUGGAUCCCUUGAUUCAACAGUGAACCAGCUUGAUACAGAUGAAGGUGGUCUCUUUGGCGAUCUCCUCGACGAACAGGCCACAGAAGUGAUGGACACCUCAACGCAGACCAAAAUCACAUUAUUCGAUCUUCCUCCACAAGCUAUCAAAGUGCAUGGUAGCAAGGCCCCAAGAAGCAUACUCAGUGAUGCACUGAGAAGAAGAAACCCUUCAGCCACAAUUCGUUACGAGCCAAUUGCAACGGGAGGACGCAUGUUCCGUAGUCGUUUGACUAUGCGAUGGCUGAACGGUUUGGCGGACAUAUAUACAAUGACGGGUAUGGCAACUUUAAGCCAAACUUCUGCUGAUGAUAUGAUGGCCAUUGCUGCUUUGAUGUGCAUCGAUCCUAGAGCAGAUAAAACGCUAUCAGCAGGAUUCCGUGAAUGGUGGGACGAGCUCGCUGAGUGCAAGAAAGGCGAGAAAGAUGAUUUGAGUCGCAAGCAAUUCAAAAAUAUCCUUACAGUUCUCGGGCCCAGACUAGAAGCUGCCAACCGAGACGCUGAAGAGACAAAGAAGGCCUUGCGUGCAAAACAGCCUCUCACGAAGCCGACAGAUUCGGUCGUAGACGAUGCCCUAGCAGAUGAUGAAGAAAGACCUGAGCACAGGGAUGAAGCUGGUAAACGGAUGUGGAACUCGCAUGAAUCCAGCAAGAAUUUCCAAACUAUGCUACCUGGCAGACAGAAUCUACCAAUUGCAGCCUACAAAGAGCAUUUUCUUGAAAUUUUGGAUCAAAAUCAAGUAGUCGUCUUGAGUGGUGAGACUGGAUGCGGAAAGUCUACGCAAAUCCCUUCAUUCAUUCUGGAGCAAAGGUUACGAGCAGCAUUGCCGUGCAGAAUCCUAGUCACUGAACCUCGUCGAAUUUCGGCAAUUUCCUUGGCUGAACGUGUGUCUGCAGAAUUGGGUGAACACAAAGGUGCGGUGGGAAAAGAUGAUAGCUUGAUCGGUUCGGCAGUUCGCUUGGAAAACAACAUUGGACGGAAUGCAAGAUUGAUUUAUGCAACAACUGGUAUCGUCUUACGCAUGCUAGAAGCUGGUCAAUUGGACGAUGUGAGCCAUAUCAUCGUUGAUGAAGUUCACGAACGUUCGAUCGAAUCAGAUUUCCUCUUGAUCAUUCUUAAAAGCCUGAUGAAUGUGAGAAAGGAUCUCAAGGUCGUUCUCAUGUCUGCUACGUUGGACGCUGAAAGAAUAAGUGCCUACUUCGGCGGCUGUCCUACAGUCAACGUGCCUGGAAGAACAUUCCCAGUCGAAGUACAUUGGCUCGAAGAUGCCGUUGAACUUUGCGAUUACAUCAUCGAAGAAGGAUCUACCUAUGCACGACGCAGAAAUCGAAAAAACGGAGCUCCAAAUGACGUCAACAAUGCCGGUCGACUUGCAGUGACAGGAGAAGAUGACGAUGACGAUCUUGAUGAGAAUGAGGAACAACAAUCUCAGCCAUCAAACAUCUCUGCAAACGGAACAUACAGGCCAAAGACUGUGAGCACUUUAGAUCGAAUGGAUGAAAACAUCGUAAAUCAUGACUUGAUCGUGUCACUGCUUGAUCAAAUGUGCUUCGGUCCUGCUCACCUUCAACAGUAUAGUGCUGCAACAUUGAUCUUCCUUCCCGGUAUCGCAGAGAUCCGUAAAUUGCAUGAUAUGCUGCAAGCGCACAAACGAUUCGGAACGAGAGAGUUCCAAAUUUGGCCUCUGCACUCCACGAUCACCAGUGAGAACCAAUCUCUCGUUUUCGAUCUACCACCAGAAGGUGUUCGAAAGAUCGUUCUUAGCACAAAUAUUGCAGAAACAGGUAUCACAAUUCCUGACAUCACUUGUGUGAUCGAUACUGGUAAGCACAGGGAAAUGCGAUUUGAUGAAAAAAGACAAUUGAGCAAGUUGGUGGAAUGCUUCGUGGCAAGAAGUAAUGCAAAACAACGCAGAGGUCGUGCUGGAAGAGUACAGAAUGGAAUCUGUUGGCAUUUAUUCACCCGUUUCAGACAUGAUUCCUUCUUGGCCGAGCAUCCCAUUCCGGAAAUCUUGCGUUUAUCCUUGCAGGAUUUGGCAUUGAAACUAAAGGUGAUGAAGGUCAAGAUCGGGAAUAGCAUUGAGGAUGCCCUGAGCAAAGCCCUCGAUGCACCUUCUGCGAUCAAUGUUCAAAGAAGCGUUGCUUCUCUGGUGGAGAUCAAGGCACUAACGACGAACGAAGAUAUCACGCCUUUGGGUAGACAAUUAUCACGUUUGCCAUUGGACGUAUAUAUGGCAAAGUUCCUGUUGAUUGCAUGUAAUCUGCGGGUUUUGGAUUCUGCGCUGACGAUUGCUGCCACUUUGAAUGCAAAGAGCCCAUUUAAUGUUCCCUUUGGUCGUGAAUUGGAAGCAAGAGCGGCGAAAAAGUCAUUCGACGCAGGCGAUAACGAUUUCGUCACAAUGGUUCGCGCAUUCAACGCAUGGAGAAGAUCAACCGAGAAUGGAGUUGGAAGACAGUUUUGUUUAAAAUGUUUCUUGAACAUGACCAAUUUGAUUCAAAUUGAAGAGUUACGUCAACAAUACAUGACGUAUUUGUUGGAUGCUGGUUAUGUGCAAGUCACCAACCAAGAACGCCAAGAGAUCGUUGGUGCACGAUUCCGAUUCCAUUCUUCGAAGACCAAAUUUAUGCGAGUUCCUGCUUAUUUGGACGAGAAUAGCGCAAGUCUUUCGCAAGUGAAUGCGGCUCUUGUUACAGCCUUGUAUCCUAAGUUGCUUUCAAUCGAUUCACGCAACGGUCAAUUGAAGACGCUCACGAAUAAUGCACCUGCUGCCAUUCAUCCUUCUUCUGUGAACUUCAAGUUGCAUCUUGGAUCAUUGCACAAGUCUAUUCACCAUUUGGUCUAUUUCACCAUUAUGCAAUCGCGCAGGCUAUAUGCAUGGGAAACGGGAGCGAUUGAUGAUCGAGCUUUGAUGAUGCUUUGUGGUGAAGCAGAUUUCAAAUUUUCCGCAAAAAGUCUGUAUAUCGAUCGUCAACGAAUACGAACAACGUUUUAUGAUUUGAAAACGGCUUUAGCUUUGCGCAUCUUACGUCAAAGGAUGACAAAAUUAUUGCAGACUAGUUAUCGAUCACCCGGUAAGGAAUGGUCGCAAGAAGAUCAAGAAUUGUUUGCAUUCGCAUGUGCUUUCAUUGGAGUAGGUGCAAACGAUAAGGAUCGAGUAGUCAUUUGAGAAAAGAGGAGAGUAGCAUUAUAAUAUCAUAGAAUAGAAUACAAUAGAUUUGUAAUAGAUUUGCAUUAUAUUCACUGCAACUGGUCCGAGCGGUUCCGUUACGGGAUAUGAAUAUGAUUACAAGUUCUUUACGUGAAAGCUCCGAAUCCGUACUACCACCACCUCUUUUCAUUCACGAUCAUAAUAUCAAUAUGGCUGACGGUGCAGAUUUUUGGGUCUCUGAAUCUGCAGAGAAAACCCUGGCAGAAGCAAAAAAUGAUGCAAGCGAGAUCGUUGAAAUGAUCGA